GGGAAACUCAAACUCAAAGCAGAGCCAAGCAAUAGCGUUAGCAGCUCAACUAUGCUCAAUGAAGACGACCAAGACUUCGUAAACCACCAACCAUCCCUUUCUCGAUUUCUGUAAUGGAGCUUCCGCUCCUUUCGCUAACAAGUCCUACUAGUACUUCGACGGCGUCGUUUUGCAGUAAGCGGAGUCUGUGCGAAUUUGCGGUGGGGAGGAAGAGGCGGACGGGGUUGUGCGACGGAGGUAGGGUUUGUGUGCGGCGGGUUAGGGCUUCGGCGGAGCAGAGGAGUAGCGAGGGUAUUAAUGGAAGGGAGGCGGAGAGUGGAGGACGACGGUUCACGAGUCCGGCGAUGGAGGUCACGACUUUGAAUACGAGCUUCGGCGAAGCUGAGUAUCCUGUUUGGGAGAAGAUCGGCGCUGUUGUUAGACUUAGCUAUGGAAUUGGUAUAUAUGGUGGAAUGGCUUUAGUGGGUAGAUUUAUAUGCUCAAUGAUUGGUAUUGAUAGCUUGGGAGGUUUCGAGUUAAAUUUGGAUGCAAUUGUACAAGGGCUUGGAUAUGCAGCUCCACCGAUCAUGGCGCUUCUGUUUAUACUCGAUGAUGAAGUUGUAAAGGUAUCACCUCAUGCACGUGCAAUUAGAGAUGUUGAGGAUGAGGAGCUCCGCAGUUUCUUUUAUGGAAUGUCACCAUUGCAGUUCAUACUAAUUGUUACUGCAAGCUCUAUGGGGGAGGAGCUUUUCUACAGGGCUGCUGUUCAGGGAUCAUUGGCUGAGAUAUUUUUGAAGGGCACAGAUCUAGUAACAGAUGUUCGAGGAAUGGCAUCUCUGUCUGGGGUUCUACCCCCAUUUGUCCCAUUUGCUCAGGCAUUUGCAGCAGUGAUCACAGCUGCUCUUACAGGUUCUUUGUACUAUGUGGCUGCCUCUCCUAAAGAUCCUGCUUAUGUAGUUGCACCAGUUUUACAAUCUCGCUCUGGUCGUGAAGAUAUGAAAAAGCUGUUUGCAGCUUGGUAUCAGAGAAGGCAAAUGAAGAAGAUCUACUCUCCCCUUCUUGAAGGACUUCUGGCCCUCUAUCUCGGUUUUGAAUGGAAUCAGACGAAUAACAUUCUAGCACCUAUGAUCACACACGGUAUAUAUUCUGCUGUGAUACUGGGUCAUGGCCUUUGGAAGAUACAUGAUCAUCGUAGACGACUGCACCAGAGAAUCGAACAGCUUAAAGACGAAGGUAGUGACUAGAAUAGGAUUAUGAAAUCACCAAAUACGGUGAGAAUUUGUAAAUUACAUAUAUAGCAGAGCAAAAUGUUACUUGUAUUACACUUACAUAAGUUAAACAUUCAGAUGUGCACACUAUCAGUGUAAUACAUAGAGGGUUAGUUCUUGUAUAUGGACACCUGAUACUGUUAUAGUUUGUUGAAAUCAUGUGAUCAUGUCGUUCUAUGAUGUAGGACCUCUUAGAAU
Fragaria vesca subsp. vesca is the source of this 1445-nucleotide messenger RNA. RefSeq lists its product as uncharacterized. The transcript has 9 exons. NCBI's taxonomy places the organism in Eukaryota, Viridiplantae, Streptophyta, Magnoliopsida, Rosales, Rosaceae. Gene Ontology annotation, cellular component: membrane. The coding region runs from base 114 to 1223 and encodes 369 amino acids. The record is from RefSeq and is a predicted model, not a curated record. Gene Ontology annotation, biological process: CAAX-box protein processing. Gene Ontology annotation, molecular function: metalloendopeptidase activity.